GGUUAGACAACCGCCAAUACUCACUACUCAACGGUUGCGCGAAUCACAUUACAUAUUGUUUUUCGACUAUUCGAAUUUCACAACUCGUUGAAUAAUAUUGAGAAGGUGAGGUGUUUGAUUGAGGACUGCGGGAAACGAACCAAGAUAUUUUAUUGUUGGUUUUGAAUUUCGAGGGAUCAUCUUUCGCUUCGGAAUUUUCGAUUGAAUUCUGAAAUAGGAGAGACAUGGGUGGAAUGACUCAGAGAUCGUGGACCCCGACUAAGCGCAGGGGUCCGAUCGCCGCUGAAUUUGGAAGUCCUGGACCAGCUUGCGUCACCCUGCCACCACUUAUAGGCAAAACUGUUCCAGAUUCUAAAAGAGGAAGAGCCCCUGCAUUUUCAUUUGGCAGCAGACAUUCACAAAAAAAUGAGAGCCCUGGUCCCGGACCCGGUCAAUACAAUGUAUCCGGACUCAACGCGAAAGGUAAGGACAAAGCACCAGCAUUGUCCCUUCAUGGCCGUACUCAUACCGACAAGAUCGAAAGUACUCCGGCCCCUGGCGACUACGAUCCACAAAAGGCAGAGAAAAUUAUUCAAGACAGCUCGCCGAAAUACUCGUUUGGAAUAAAAACACAGACUGAGAAAAUUAAUAGCACUCCAGCACCCGGUGAUUACUGCGCUGAGAGCGCAAUCCUCGACAAAGCACCGCAAUACACAUUUGGCAUGAGACACACUGGGGAGAGGCGUAAUGACACUCCGGCGCCUGGGUCUUACUACCCAGAGAGAUUUAAAUUGGAUAGAACUCCAGAGUUUACGUUUGGUCGUAGACUGUCUUUGGGUAAAAUCAGUGAUACUCCAGCCCCAGGAUCAUACUGCCCCGAAAAAGUUAAUCUGGACCACCAGCCGCAAUACUCUUUUGGCUUGAGAACCCCCGUUAGUAAGCCUAACGAUACUCCAGCCCCUGGUGCCUACUGCCCAGAGAGAGUUAAUUUGCAUAAAGGUCCUGAAUUUAGUUUGAGCGGAAAAGGACUGGCAGGCAAGCCCAUUAAUACUCCAGCCCCGGGCGCGUACAGUCCUGAGAAAGUCAAUCUCGAUCAUCACCCACAAUACACUUUUGGUCUUAGAACACCUGUCGACAAGCCCAGUGACACUCCAGCCCCUGGAGCCUAUUCUCCAGAACGAAUUAAUCUGCAUAAAGGCCCUGAGUACAGUUUAAGUGGAAAAGGCCUCUCUGAAAAACUCAAUGACACUCCAGCUCCAGGAACCUACUGUCCAGAAAAAGUCAAUUUACACAAAGGUCCAGAGUAUAGUUUAAGUGGUAAAGGUCAUUUACCAAAAUCAGACGAUACUCCAGCCCCUGGAGCAUAUUUUCCCGAAAAAAUCAACCUCCAUAAAGGGCCUGAGUACAGUUUAAGUGGAAAAGGCCCUUCCGAAAAGAUUAAUGACACUCCAGCUCCAGGAGCUUACUGCCCGGAAAAAGUGAAUUUACACAAAGGUCCAGAGUAUAGUUUAAGUGGAAAAGGUUAUUUACCUAAAUCAGACGACACUCCAGCCCCUGGAGCAUAUUUUCCAGAGAAGAUUAAUCUGCAUAAAGGGCCUGAAUACAGUUUAAGCGGUAAAGGCCUCUCAGAAAAAUUCAAUGACACUCCAGCUCCUGGAGCUUACUGCCCAGAAAAAGUGAAUUUACACAAAGGUCCAGAGUAUAGUUUAAGUGGUAAAGGUCAUUUACCAAAAUCAGAUGACACUCCAGCCCCUGGAGCCUAUUUUCCAGAGAAGAUUAAUCUACAUAAAGGCCCUGAAUACAGUUUAAGUGGAAAAAGCCCUUCCGCAAAGCUUAAUGACACUCCAGCUCCAGGAGCUUAUUGUCCAGAGAAAAUUAAUUUGCACAAGGGUCCAGAGUACAGUUUAACAGGAAAAGGUCUCUCUCCAAAGUUAGAUGACACUCCAGCUCCAGGCACGUAUAGCCCUGAAAAAGUAGAUUUGGAUCACCAUCCCCAGUACAGCUUUGGCUUGAGAAUACCUCUAGAAAAGUCCAAUGACACUCCAGCUCCCGGGGCGUACUGCCCAGAGAAAAUUAAUUUACAUAAAGGUCCUGAGUAUAGUUUGAGUGGAAAAGGGCUUCCAGAGAAGCUAAAUAAUACUCCAGCCCCAGGGGCAUACAGCCCGGAAAAAGUACAUUUGGAUCACACCCCCCAGUACAGUUUUGGCUUGAAAACACCUCUAGAUAAGCCCAGUGACACUCCAGCCCCUGGAGCUUACUCACCAGAAAAAUACAAUUUGCACAGAGGCCCGGAGUAUUCUCUGAGUGGAAAAGGUCCCUCCGAGAAGCCCAACAAUACUCCAGGCCCAGGUCAAUACUACCCCGAGAAAAUAAAAAGUCUGGAUCAUAUGCCUUAUUACAGCUUUGGUAAUAGAACUCGACUGAGUAAACCUAGAGACACUCCAGCACCUGGUACUUACUCACCCGAUAAAUCCUACACACAUCUUGAUGGUUCACCCAAGUACAGCUUUGGUGUAAAACACUCUCUCUAUCAGUCCAAUCCCUUUCCAGCCCCUGGUUCGUAUUCUCCCGAAAAAGCCAAAAUUGACGGUUCUCCCCAGUACAGUUUUGGGGUGAAAACUCAAGUGGAGAAGCCCAGCGAUACGCCUGCUCCUGGAGUUUAUUCCCCUGAGAAGGUGAAUUUUAAUAGAGGACCUGAGUUCAGUCUCAGUGGCAAGCAUAUUGUGGAGAAGCCUGCAGAUGUGCCAGGACCAGGACACUAUAGUCCAGAGAAUGCAAAAUUAAUUUGGGAGAAAGCGAUGCAAUUCACGUUUGGAUUGAAGCCACCCAUGAGCAAAGACGAAAAUACUCCAGCUCCAAACGUCUACACAAUUCCCUCAGCCCUGGGUGGCACUAAAGAAGGAAACAAGAAAACCGCACCAGCCUACUCAAUAUCAGGGAGGCAAAAAGUAUUCACAGACGAUCGAGUACUCGUUCCAGGACCAGGGGCUUACGAAUCCAUCAGAACAGAUAUUGUCAGAGCUAAAAGUGCUGCUUACAGCAUAAGUGGACGCUAUCAAAUCCCCAGUGAUCAGUCGAAGAUUCCAGCGCCUGGAGCUUAUUGUCCAGAAAAAGUGGUCCUGGAUAUACCCCCAGCUCACACAUUCGGCAUCAGGCACUCACAGUACAUCUGCAAUCUGAAGGACACUGUAUCCUCAUACUGAACGACCGUCGAAGGUUUCCAAACAUCAUGACUUCACUCAACGUCUCUUCUAAUUUUUGACUGACACCACACAUUCACAUUUUAUUUUUCUCCCCAAAAUUAAUGAACAGUACUUGAACAGCUUGAAUAGCUCGGAAACACUAGAGAAAUUGCUUUUGUUUUAUUAAAAAAAAAAAAAUCAGGUUUUGAAAAUCUGAGAAUCAUGAUGCGUUUUCUAGAUAACAUAUUAACUGAAACAUCUUCCUCUUCACUAAAUAAUGCUUUCAAUAUUUUAACAAUUAAUUACUGUGCCUAUAUCACAAUUUUUUAUUUCAUCAUAUUCAGUAGAGAAUAAAGAUUGUUUUAUCAUUGUAAAAACCUCCGAAAUUCGUCAUCAUUGGUUAUAAAAAUAGUCAUGAAUCUUCGAGUAGAAACUUUUCCUCAGAAAUAAAUGCAUUAGGCUGUA
Messenger RNA from Diachasma alloeum, 3626 nucleotides. RefSeq names its product mucin-1. Bases 225 to 3182 code for a protein of 985 amino acids. The record is from RefSeq and is a predicted model, not a curated record. Gene Ontology annotation, cellular component: cytoskeleton. NCBI's taxonomy places the organism in Eukaryota, Metazoa, Arthropoda, Insecta, Hymenoptera, Braconidae. The transcript is spliced from 18 exons.